This is a messenger RNA of Andrographis paniculata, 1933 nucleotides long. RefSeq names its product lysine histidine transporter 1-like. The record is from RefSeq and is a predicted model, not a curated record. Gene Ontology annotation, cellular component: plasma membrane. Bases 185 to 1564 code for a protein of 459 amino acids. The transcript has 8 exons. NCBI's taxonomy places the organism in Eukaryota, Viridiplantae, Streptophyta, Magnoliopsida, Lamiales, Acanthaceae.
AGGGUGGGUUGCUGCUGCUGCAGCCUGCUCAUUCAUACACGCACACACACAGAGAUUAUCGUUCAUAAUCUCUUCCCUUCCAUUUCAUUUCUGACCAAAUUAAUUAAACCCUCUUCGUCUUCCUCCACCUCUACAUACAAACAUACAUAGUUGAGCAGAGCCUGAGCCAGAGCCAGAGCCGGCCAUGGGAACUCAAGGCUCGGAUAAUGCUUACAGCAACUUUACCGACUCCAAGUCCAAGAACGAUGACAAUCAUAACAUUACGGAUCUCCGGACCGAAGAAGAAAAGAAAAUCGAUGCAUGGUUGCCAAUCACUUCAUCAAGAAACGCAAAAUGGUGGUACUCAGCUUUCCACAAUGUCACCGCCAUGGUUGGGGCCGGCGUCCUCAGUCUCCCUUAUGCCAUGUCUCACCUAGGAUGGGGUCCUGGUGUAACAGUAAUGAUCAUAUCAUGGAUCAUCACUCUAUACACACUCUGGCAAAUGGUAGAGAUGCAUGAAAUGGUACCCGGAAAGCGUUUCGACAGAUACCAUGAGCUCGGGCAGCAUGCUUUUGGCGAAAAGCUUGGCCUCUACAUUGUGGUGCCUCAGCAGCUGAUUGUUGAAGUUGGAGUCGACAUUGUUUACAUGGUGACCGGAGGAAAAUCACUCAAGAAGUUCCACGAUGUCGUCUGCCCAGAAUGCAAAGACAUCAAGCUUACAUAUUUCAUCAUGAUCUUCGCCUCCGUCCACUUCGUCCUCUCCCAUCUCCCCAACUUCAAUUCCAUCUCCGGCGUCUCUUUGGCUGCAGCAAUCAUGUCAUUGAGCUAUUCUACCAUUGCUUGGGGGGCCUCCGCUGACAAAGGGGUGAAAGAAAAUGUGGACUAUGGCUAUCCAUCUUCGACCACUACUGGCACUGUUUUCAACUUCUUCAAUGCUUUGGGAGAUGUGGCGUUCGCCUACGCCGGCCACAACGUGGUGCUGGAAAUCCAAGCAACAAUUCCUUCGUCGCCAGAGAAGCCUUCGAAGGUGCCUAUGUGGAGAGGUGUCAUUGUUGCUUAUAUUGUUGUCGCCCUCUGCUACUUCCCAGUGGCUUUUGUUGGCUAUUGGAUGUUCGGAAACUCUGUUGAUGACAACAUACUCCAGACAUUGAACAAGCCAUCGUGGCUUAUCGCCAUGGCUAACAUGUUUGUGGUGAUUCAUGUUAUCGGAAGUUAUCAGAUCUAUGCAAUGCCUGUUUUCGACAUGAUAGAAACUGUCCUAGUGAAGAAACUGAGGUUCAAGCCUACUUGGUAUCUACGAUUUAUUUCACGGAACAUCUACGUGGGACUGACAAUGUUUGUUGCCAUUACCUUCCCUUUCUUUGGGGGCCUUUUGGGGUUCUUCGGAGGAUUCGCUUUCGCGCCGACCACAUACUUUCUUCCUUGUAUCAUGUGGCUUGCCAUUUACAAACCAAGGAGAUUCAGCCUGUCUUGGACCACUAACUGGAUUUGCAUCAUUCUUGGGGUUAUUUUGAUGAUUGUAGCACCGAUUGGAGGGCUACGGACGAUCAUACUUCAGGCGAAAACGUAUAACUUCUACUCAUAAAUGCCUAUCUCAGAGCAGAGAUGGGAACUUAAUGUCCAGUCUAGUUUUCAUAUCAUAGGAAGAAGCAUAAGAAUAUGGGCUAUUCUUCUACGUGCAAAUAGUUGAGCAGUGGCUAUUGUUCAGCGAAAGGGUUUUCGAAGAAACAAUUGUGCAAGAUGGACAUGUUAAUAGUUUGCAAGGAAAGAUUUUAUGACAAUCCAUGAAGACAUUGAUUGAGAAACCAGAUAGAUAGAUAGCCUUGAUUGCUGUUUCUAAAUAUGUGUGUGUGUGUGUACACUUGUGCUUCGGUAUUUCAAUUUCCCUUGUAUUUGCAUUCACUUGGUGAAUGAAAUUGAAAUAAAAUUAGAGACUCAGCUUCAGCAUGUUUUA